CAGACAGACAAGUUGAAUCAGCAGAAGAUUUUUCGUAGUGCCGGGCACAUUUUGUUCUGUUUUGAUUCGCUUCCUGAACUCUUCGGAUGGGAUUUUGACACCUACCACCUGGAGUCACCUGCUCUUUGAUGUAGAAACAGAUUCCGAGGAAGUUUGUCAGGAGGAAUCCAACUGCUUGAAUCACACACUACCGCACGGUGCUGCACCAAAUGGGUUGGAGGGUAAGGGGAGAAAUAGCAACGACGGCCCAGAGCAACGCGACAAAACGCAAUCGAGAAAAAAGGAGUCUCCGUUGACCGACAAAAAAACCUCUUUCUCUGCACGAUGGCAGGGACCACGUGCAACCCUUCAACGACGACGACGGCAGCUGAUUGGCAACAUCAACCCUCGCGGAAACGCAUGUUUUCGGAUUGCGGCCACGGCAAUGGAAGACCAACCAGCACGAUCGGUGGUCUCAGCCAUCGAAAGGAACCGCGAUCCUUUUUCAUUGCGGUGCGAACGUUUCAGUCCUCGGUGCCGUUCCUCGUGUCGCUCUUGUUUGUGCUGAGCGGCAACGAGCACUCUCGUGCCGAUGCAUUCCAGCCACGGCGGCACCAGCCGUAUCACUAUCCGCACAGCAAUCACUUGAGGCACCGCCCCGAACACCCGAGCACGAGGCACAACCCACUCUUUUCCAGCAAAGCUAGCCGUUUAAACGACAACGAAAGCAUCGGGAACAGAAACGAGAACGACAGCUAUUGGAAUCCGCUGCAAUCCAAGCCAUCGACGAGAUCGCCCACAAUUCAGAACUAUAUCAACAGAAAUAACAUCGGCAACGAAAGGACCCGUGAAACCGAACAAAACCAGAGGAUAUCCCGGAACAAACAGAAGAUGAAACCCAUGCCCGUCACCGGGUACGAUGCUCGGGCUAUCGAAGAAUACUACGACAUGCGUCCGCUGCAAGUCGGGUGGAGACUAAACACACUCGGCUUUCCUCUCUUGUUUUGGUACUGUCGGUUGCUCAUCGACAACGCCAACGGCGUGCUCGGGCUUCCGUCGGUUCAGCGCCAGAGGGGCAAGGAACUGCGCGAAGCCUUUGUUCAGUCCAAGUCGGUGGCCCUGAUCAAAUCGGGGCAGGCGCUGAGUCUGAGACCGGAUCUCAUCAAAAACAAGAUAUGGGCGGAAGAGCUGGGAAAAUUGGUGGACGCGGUCGGAUCCUUUUCCGACGUCGAAGCGAUGAAAAUCAUUCGGAGCGAGCUCAAGGACGUCCGCCAGAGGAUGGAUGGUUCGCCCGCAACGUGGAAGGACUCCUUCCGGAAGCGCCGGCGCGAGGCAAGCUCAAAACUCGAAAAGAUUGUGGCCAACGACCCCGUUCUGAGCCUCUUUGAAUUCGACAACGACAACCAGGCCGUUGCAUCGGCUUCCAUCGGCCAGGUCUACAAGGCCAGGAUACGAAAGGGACCCCAGCUCGAGGCAGCGCUGGGACCGGAACUGGCCGUCGAGUGGGGUGGAAAGGUGGUGGCAAUCAAGGUCCAGCGGCCCGAUGUGGCCUCCUCGGUGUCACUGGACAUGUACCUCAUCCGACGGACCGCGGGCUGGCUGAGCAAGAUGAGGGGAGGGGACAUUCUGGGGAUCGCCGAUCAAUUCGGGAUCCAGCUCUUUGGCGAGCUCGACUACGAACGGGAGGCCAACAACUGCUUGCGCUUUCGGGACCUGUACGGAAGCUGGGACAACAUUAUGGUCCCCGACGUGUGCACCGCCCUCACCAGAAAGAGGGUCUUGGUCAUGGAGUGGGUCGACGGCGAAAAGGGGCCGUGGGACGGCGAGGAGGGCAUCCAGAUGGUCCGGCACGGCCUCAAGUGCUCGGUGGACCAGCUCAUGACGACGGGCCUGUUCCACGCCGACCCCCACCGCGGGAACCUGCUCAAGGCAGACGACAAGCUUGCCUUUUUAGACUUUGGAAUGAUGGCGGACAUCGACGAGGAGGAUCGGUACGGGCUCUUUGGCCUGUGCAUCGGCCUCCAAAGCAAGGACAUUCGUUUGGUAUCGGACAACCUGUUGAAAGUAAGUAGAAUGUUUACAUACAAAUAAUUGAUGUUUGGAAUCAGUCGGGAACUAAAAAAUUGUUGUUUUCUGUAUCGCUGCACAGCUUGGUUUCAUUGACGAUCCCAAACAGCUCGACGAGCUCAUUCCGAGAUUGCGGUCCGCACUGAAAAACUCCACCGGUGGCACCGGAAAGGCAGCAGACGUCAACUUUGCCAAACUCCAGGCGGAACUCGAUGCGAUUAGCCGGGAAAAUCUGCUGGAGUUUUCCACGCCUCCUUUCUUCACGGUGAUCAUUCGCAGCCUCACCAUUCUCGAGGGAGUCGCGCUCUCCGUGAACCCUAGGUUCCGCCUUGUCCGGGGAAGCUAUCCAUACGUGUUGCGAUCUCUCUUGCAGCCCGAGAACGAUGAGCGGACCCCGGUGGCCCUGCAAAACCUCUUGAUCCGGUUGCUGACCAUCGACGGGGAGGGGAAGGAAAUCGAUUGGGUCCGGCUUCGGGACCUCCUCCGGCUGGCACAAAAAGCCCGCUCGCAAUACAACCCCGCGGACGACGAGGAAGAGGAGGGAGAGAACUCCGCCAAGCUCUCGCGGCAGACAAUCGAGCUUUUUUACAAAUUCCUUACCAGCAAGACGGGGCUCUUCCUGAAACGCCCGCUGGUUCACGAGCUCGCCGAGGCCAUCGACGGCAUGGCCAGCAUCGGCGAGGCCAACCUGCUCCGGGCCACGAACGGUCUGCUGCCCUCCCUGCCGGGGAUGAACGGACCAGUGAACACGCGGGUCAUGUCGGAGAUGAAGCAGCUCCUCGAUACCUUCCAGAGUGCUUUGGCGACGACCGACGACGACGGGAACACCAAUUCCAGCGGGCAGGCGAGGCUACUCGCGAUGGGACAGGUCGUCGAGGAAAUGGGCUCGCUGUUGACCGACGAGCGACUUCGAAAGGACGCCGAACCCCUCCUGGAGGAGAUUAUAUCCGUCACCCGGAUGGUUGCGGUCGAGGUACUGGAGAUCCGUGGUUCGAGGGCCAUGAGGUCGAUCCUACAGCUUAAUCCGGUAGCACCUACCGUAUCAUAACCGCUCCGUCUUCUAUCCAAGGGCAAAACCCGAAAAGACGAAGCAGUUUACAAGCAACAAGAAGGAUUCAUAUUUUUGCAAAAAUCCUAGAUAUGAUUACAUUCGUCGUUUUAGAUUAAAUAUGUAAUAGUUAC
Molecule: messenger RNA, 3228 nt
Organism: Pseudo-nitzschia multistriata
Lineage: Eukaryota; Bacillariophyta; Bacillariophyceae; Bacillariales; Bacillariaceae
Source: the annotation of a GenBank genome assembly